Phalaenopsis equestris is the source of this 534-nucleotide messenger RNA. Its product is annotated as late embryogenesis abundant protein, group 3-like. The transcript is spliced from 3 exons. Lineage: Eukaryota; Viridiplantae; Streptophyta; Magnoliopsida; Asparagales; Orchidaceae. The coding region runs from base 65 to 337 and encodes 90 amino acids. The record is from RefSeq and is a predicted model, not a curated record.
CAUCAUUGCAACCAAACCUUUUCUUCUUAGUGUAAAGAACAAGAAUCUAAAGAAAUUAGUAACAAUGUCGACUGAGGAUAAAGCUGCCUAUCAUGCUGGAGAGGCCAAAGGACAAACUCAGGAGAAAGCAGGUAACUUGGCAGGAAAGGCUUCUGAUGCCGCUACAGGAGCUAAGGACAAGACUGUAGAGACUGCUCAGGCAGCAAAGGAUCAUGCAGUAGAGGGAAAGGAUAAUGCUGGUAGCUAUCUGCAACAGGCUGGAGAUAAAGUGAAGAGUGCGGCGCAGGGAACAACAGAAGCUGUCAAGAACACUUUAGGCCUUGGAGAGCAGAAAUAAAAGCUACUGGGCCUCUAUCGUUCGGAGUGCCAUUUGAAAUUAAUAUUGAUCUAGUUAUGUUUGCUUUGGACUGCUUUUAUUGUAAUAAUAUGCUCAAGCUUUAAUGGUUAUGUAAUUUCAUGCAUUAAGUUAUUAAGUGGAUGUGUUUUAGUUUGAAUUAUCAUUAAAUAAAUAGGUGAAAUUUGCUUUUCUUAUCG